AUGAAAUCAUCGUGGGUGGUGUCGUUGUGUGUUUUGCUGACGGCGGAAUGGAGUCUGGCUCUGAAGAAGUUCCCGCCAGGAUUCAAGUUUGGCGCAGCCACCUCCUCCUAUCAGGUAGAAGGCGCGUGGAAUGUCAGUGACAAGGGCGAGAGCAUAUGGGACAGGUUGACACAUCAACAUCCGAAUACCAUUGCUGGUGGUGCCACUGGUGACGUGGCCUGCAACUCUUAUUAUGACUGGAGGAAGGACGUCGAAGUUGCUGCGGAGAUGGGCUUGCAUUUCUAUAGGUUUUCUAUAUCGUGGCCACGCCUGCUCCCAACUGGCCUCAUUGACAAGAUAAGCGCAGACGGAAUAAGAUACUAUGACGAACUCAUAGACGGCCUGCUUGAGAAAGGGAUCGAACCCGUAGUCACUCUGUACCACUGGGAUUUGCCGCAGAGGCUCCAAUACUUAGGGGGCUGGACCAACCCCUACGUGACGGACUGGUUCGCCGACUACUCCCGCGCGGCGUACCGCCUCUUCGGUGAUCGCGUGAAGACCUGGAUCACCCUCAACGAGCCGAUGGUGGCCUGCGACCUGGCCUUCAACACCGGCUUCCACGCGCCGAGCGUAAAGGAUCCAGAGUUCGCCAACUAUCUCUGCGCGAAGAACAUGCUGGUUGCGCACGCGAAAGCCUGGAGGAUAUACGACGAGGAGUUCAAGCCGACGUACCACGGUAAAGUUGGCUUGACGAAUCAGCUGUUCUGGUUCGAGCCUAAUACGGAGCAGGACGAGGAGUUGGCGGAACUGGUCCGGCAGUAUAUGACCGGAAUCUACUCGCACGCUAUCUUCACAAAAGAGGGCGGCUGGCCACCUCAACUUGAGCUGAUAAUAGCUCAGAAAAGCAAGGAACAGGGCUUCGCGCGCUCGAGACUGCCAGCUUUUACGCAGGAAGAAAUAGACCUCAUUAGAGGCACGUAUGAUUUCUCCGGCGUGAACUACUAUACUUCACGGACAGUGAGGAAGGCUGUGGUCGGCGAAGCAAUCGGCAGCUGGCCCCUGGGCGAUGGGGCGGUGGACCUAGACGCCGUGAUGGGUGUUCGCGAGGACUGGAGAAAGGCUGCUUCAUCGUGGUUCUGGGUGUACCCACAGGGACUUCGGAAGAAGUUAGCCUGGCUAAAGAAGAACUACGGCGACAUCGAAGUGUUCAUAACUGAAAAUGGGAUAUCGACGUUCAGCGCAGAUUUAGAUGAUCCAGUUAGGGUGAACUACUUUAGAAAUCAUUUGGAGCAGGUUUGGCUGGCCAUCAACGAAGACGGUGUAAAUGUAACUGGCUAUACUGCCUGGACGAUGAUGGACAACUUCGAGUGGGCAGAUGGAUAUAGCCUCAAAUUCGGCCUGUACAGCGUGGACCCCGACGACGAGAAGCUCACUCGAGUCCCGCGCUCCUCUGCGAAAUACUACGCGGCGGUGAUACGCGCGCACUCGCACGAGGUUACGCCGAAAUACAGCGCAGAUGAACUAUACUCGGCCGUUUUGUUUUACACGCCGCUGCCCGUCAUUGUUGUGGUGGCCGUGGCGCUGGUGGUAGCUUACCCCCACGCCAAGAAGCUGACGGCCGAGCACCGGAGGCUGCUGAACGUACCCAACGCGUUU
Iphiclides podalirius (scarce swallowtail) is the source of this 1635-nucleotide messenger RNA. The record is from the annotation of a GenBank genome assembly. NCBI's taxonomy places the organism in Eukaryota, Metazoa, Arthropoda, Insecta, Lepidoptera, Papilionidae.